GUGGAAAAGAAAAUCAGCUCCCAUUCGGAAAUUGGAGGUGACGGUGGUUUAGAGGAAAGUUUCAUUCUUUGGUCAGAAUUCUAGAUAGAGCAGGUCUUCUUUCCGAUUUCCGACUUCUUCAUUCGUUUCCAUGAUCGCAUUUGGAUUUUCAUGAUUGGAUUUAUACCGGAGUUGCUUGCAGUUUCUUUGAGCUGUUUGAACGAGAUUUCAGAUUACUCGAGAUUUUCAUUUCUUUUGAUUUCAUUUAUAUCCAGUGUUCAUUGAAUUCUGUUAUAAUUGCGCUGAUUAGGCGGAGGUUAUUGGCGUGUGCUUCAUCCUUUCUAAACUGAAUUGUUGUUCUUCUAGAACUUCGAGCGAUUGUUGAACAAAAGAGCUUGCUUGUAUCGGGGUUUCUUAUUCUUUUUUACUUUAGCUGAUGAGUGAAAGUUUUUAUGAACAUGGAACUUAUUCAUGAGAGGAUGAACAGAGAGAGAGGGGGAGAAGUAGAAGAGGAAAUGGAAACAAUGCCACUAACACAUACUAAUAUUGGGGAGAAUAAUGAUUUUCUGGUGCGUUGUUCGGGGGCUGUGAGAGUGAAAGCAUAUAUUUUUGAUGGAGAAGGGGGCUACUUCAACAAGGAAUGGGAUUUGUCAGAGGGUAGAGGGAAAGAGUUUUGUUGGUACCAUGUGGAACUUCCUAAGCUGAACCACAAGAUUUCGCAAUCUGCACAGUAUCUUAUUGAUGUUCUCUGCCCUCCAUUGAAGCUCCAAGACAUUCUGUCCCUCGUUAGCAACGGACCCUUUUGUGGGCAUGUUGAUGGUGCUCUUGUCUUUAGGGUAAAUUCACCUGGUCCUGCCAUGAGUAAAUUUACGUUUAGAAUUUCUGCAAGAGUCACUGAGCAUUCAGUGAUCACUGUUUCGUUGGGUCGUCUGCCAAGAUUAGGUUUCUCUCCCGUGAAUGAUUCUCUUCUUUCAGAGGUUCCGGUUGUGGAAAGUCCUAGUCAUAAUAGCACGGAACAAAGGGAAAGAAGCGGGAUUGUGAUCAGAGAGCAUUUUCUUGAUUUUCUACUGACAAUGAAUCACUCCGAGGAAGCUGAUAAUCCCGUUCCUAAAUCAGUGUCAAAUCUUGUUGUUCACUUCAUAGACACACAUGUGGAUCAGCUUCAAGAUGUUGUGACAAAUCUCGAGCUUGAGUUAGAUACAGUGGAGUUGGAGUUGGAUAGAGGUGGAUCAGCUCUAAAGAAACAAAUGCUGGAUGAUAGAAGAUUUCCAAAAAUGCAUCUUGACUUACAACGUCUCUUGCAGGCAAUUGCACAUGGAGAGCAAGUAUUUCUGCGAGUCAAGGAGAAGUGCUCUUCAAAAGAUUGGUUUGCCCACGAAGACAUCGUCUCCCUGGAAGAGUUAAUUGGUCGGCUUAGGAGACUGAAGGAGAAUGUUGGGUUCAUAGCCAAUCGUGUUACAGCAGUGCAGGCUGGUCUUGACAGUUGGCAGUCUGCCCAAAUUAAUAGGAGACUGUAUUACCUCUCCUUCCUUUCCAUAAUAUUUCUUCCUUUAUCAGUUAUAACUGGAGUGUUUGGGAUGAACGUUGGAGGAGUUCCUUGGACAAACCAAAAGCAACCAGAGUUGCAGGAUGGCUUCCGAAAUGUCAUGCAACUCUGCCUUGCUAUGUUACUGUUUCUCCUUCUGUGCUUUCUUUUCCCGUCUCUUUAUAACAAAAUAAUGGCCUGGAGACGAAAGCAGGCUAUGAAAAGAAGUUGGUCUAUUAACCAAAGAUCUUUUGUUAAAAGAGGAACUGGAAGUGCAGAAAGAGCCACCAGAAAAGAAGGCUACCUGCGGCUACACUAGGAUCAAACUAUCAAAGACAUUGGCACUCAAAAUUUGUACUGUGAAAAAACUUGUUAACAGCCUGAGAAUGGAGACCUCAUGGAUCAGAAAAGGCUUGCUGAGGACCAGGAACCAAUCAAGUUUCAAGAUCAGUGACUAUUGUGUUUAGUUGUGUAAAUCUAGCAUUGGAAGAACCAUGAAGUUGGUGAUAAAGAUUAAAUUUUUAACCAAUAUCUAGAGGCUAGAGCAUUCCACCUAUAAGAAUCAUAAAUAGAUAAUCAUUAUAUUUCAAAUUUCUUUUAUUCGUUUAUUGAAACGUUAUAAUAAUUGCAAAAUGAUACUACC
Messenger RNA from Ipomoea nil (Japanese morning glory), 2147 nucleotides. RefSeq names its product zinc transport protein ZntB-like. The transcript has 7 exons. Gene Ontology annotation, biological process: transmembrane transport; metal ion transport. Lineage: Eukaryota; Viridiplantae; Streptophyta; Magnoliopsida; Solanales; Convolvulaceae. Gene Ontology annotation, molecular function: metal ion transmembrane transporter activity. Bases 432 to 1823 code for a protein of 463 amino acids. The record is from RefSeq and is a predicted model, not a curated record. Gene Ontology annotation, cellular component: membrane.